ACUUCUGCAAAGCCAGAGCAUCAAUUGCCAGAUGAAAUUGAGCCAUCAACAGAGCCAACACGAAAAGUCUGCGAUAACGACCCACGUGUUACUUAUGAAGGAGGAAAGUACAUGGCUGAGAUUUAUAUUCCUACGGCAUUUCAUGGGAAACUUGUGGGUUUACGAGGGACUAUGCGUCGGGAGAUAGAAGAAUCCACUGAAUGCCGCCUUACCAUACCGCGCAAAGGCCAAAAAGGAAACGUUGAGAUCAAGUCAUUUGUUGGUCUUGAGAAUGUGCAACGUUGCCUAGACCGUAUCGAGCUGUUGAUAGCUGAGGCUAGAAGAACGGCUCCACUUACACAUUUUAUCGCUAUCCCUUGCAACUCUGCUGAGGUUAUCCAAGCAUUCGAGAUGUUCAAAGAAGCCGUGAUAGCCAAUGAACGUGUACCAGUGAGUGCGGUAAAGCAUUGUUAUAAACCCCUGAAAUUUUGGUCGCCGUGUCACGUCUAA
Molecule: messenger RNA, 489 nt
Organism: Strongylus vulgaris
Lineage: Eukaryota; Metazoa; Nematoda; Chromadorea; Rhabditida; Strongylidae
Source: the annotation of a GenBank genome assembly